AUGGAUUUGUUCGGGGUUUUUUCAGAGCCGGUUGAAUCUCGCGAACCAAGUGAGCGUCCAGACAACUCGAAAGAAAAAAAGAAGACUGAUGAAAAGCGUGAAAACUCGCCUGCUCGCAAAAAAGUGCGCACAUCUGCCCCGAGAAUGCCUGUCGUCACUGAUGCAGUUGAGGUUGAGGCCGAACAGACUGCUCCUGGUGAAGAAUCUAGCGGUGGUCCACUCAAGAUUGCUCAUCAAGUCCGACACGAGGUAGCGUUGCCACCUAAUUAUGACUAUAUUCCAAUUUCAGAGCACAAAUCUGUGGACCCGGCAAGAACAUACCCUUUCACCCUGGAUCCUUUCCAGGCGAUGUCGAUCUCUGCUAUUGAAAGAAACGAAUCUGUACUUGUUUCUGCCCAUACGUCUGCUGGUAAGACUGUUGUAGCUGAGUAUGCUAUUGCUCAAAGUCUACGUGCUAAACAACGUGUGAUCUAUACCUCUCCCAUCAAGGCUCUUUCAAAUCAAAAAUACCGUGAGCUUCUUGCGGAGUUUGGCGAUGUUGGUUUGAUGACUGGUGAUGUCACUAUUAACCCUGAUGCGUCCUGUUUGGUUAUGACUACCGAAAUUUUACGCAGCAUGCUGUACCGUGGCUCUGAGGUCAUGCGGGAGGUCGCUUGGGUCGUCUUUGACGAAAUCCACUACAUGCGCGAUAAAGAGCGAGGUGUGGUGUGGGAAGAGACAAUCAUUCUCCUGCCAGACAAUGUUCGCUACGUUUUCUUGUCUGCUACAAUUCCGAACGCUAUGGAGUUUGCCGAGUGGGUUUGCAAAAUCCACACUCAGCCUUGUCACGUCGUGUACACAAAUUUCCGCCCCACCCCUCUGCAGCAUUAUUUAUUCCCCGAGGGAGGCACUGGUAUUCAUCUGGUAAUGGACGAGAAGGGUCAAUUCCGGGAGGAAAACUUCCAGAAAGCCAUGGGCACAUUGGUAGAUCGUGCCGGUGACGAGAAUGGUCAAGUUUCUAAAACUAAAAACGGCAAAACCUACAAAGGUGGCAAAAAAGAUGUGCCUGAUAUCUACAAGAUCAUCAAGAUGAUUAUGAUGAAAAACUAUAAUCCUGUCAUUGUGUUCUCCUUUUCCAAAAGAGAAUGUGAGUCGCUGGCCCUCAAAAUGGCCAAAUUGGAUUUUAACAAUAGUGAUGAGCAUGACAUGGUCGAAAAGGUCUUCACCAAUGCCAUAGGCCAGCUUACUCCAGCUGAUCAAGAGUUGCAACAAAUCAAAACGAUCUACCCUCUUCUUCGAAGGGGUAUUGGUGUUCACCACUCUGGGCUGCUCCCGAUUCUUAAAGAGGUUAUCGAGCUUUUAUUCCAAGAGGGCCUGCUUAAAGUUCUUUUUGCCACUGAAACGUUCAGUAUCGGUCUCAAUAUGCCAGCAAAGACGGUUGUCUUUACCUCCGUGCGAAAAUUCGAUGGAAAGGAAAUGCGAUGGGUCUCUGGUGGUGAGUACAUUCAGAUGUCUGGACGUGCUGGACGUCGUGGUUUGGACGACAGAGGUAUCGUCAUCAUGAUGAUCAACGAGCAGAUGGAACCUGCUGUCGCUAAAGGUAUGGUCAAGGGCGUUGCCGAUAGAUUGGACUCGGCCUUCCAUUUGGGUUAUAAUAUGAUUCUCAACUUGCUACGAGUCGAGGGCAUUUCGCCCGAGUUUAUGCUGGAACGUUGUUUCUACCAAUUCCAGAAUGCCGCUAAAGUGCCUCAGCUGGAGGACGAGUUACGUGAAAAAGAAGAGGCCUUUACCACCACCAAGAUCGAGGAUGAAGAUGCCAUUGCAGACUAUUACGACGUGAAACAGAAGAUCAGCGAGUAUGGUAAUGACAUUUCCAAAGUCAUUUCGCAUCCCGGCAACUCGCUGCAAUUCUUGCAACCUGGUCGUCUGAUCAAGGUGCGUGUCGCCAUUCCAGACAAAAAGCCACUCGAGUUUAACUGGGGCGUUGUGACAGCUGUUAACAAACGCAAGCAACCGACACACAGCAAAGUUGAGUAUGCAGACCAUGACAAGUAUAUUGUGGACGUUCUUGUGGAAGUUGUUUCGACAACACCCGUGCAUUUAGUACGCAAGAACGACCCGAAUCUCGUUCCUGGUGUUCGCGCUGCUAAUGAAGGCGAAGAAUCAAAGGCUGAGAUUCUUCCAAUCACCCUCGGAUCGGUCCAGGAGAUUGCAAACCUGCGCACGUACUUGCCCACAGAUUUGGCAGCUCCCAAGCAACGCGCUACUGUUUAUAAGGCCGUUGAGCAAAUCAAAAAACGUUUCCAUGACGGAAUUCCUCUGCUAGAUCCUGUCGCCAAUAUGAAAAUUAAAGACGAGAACUUUUUGCAACUAGUUCGCAAGGUGGAAGUGCUUGAGUCCAAGCUGGCAACGAACCCACUUGUGAACUCGCCUAGACUAUCCGACCUGUACGAGCAGUAUACUGCAAAGGUUAAUCUUGGUGAAGAAGCCAAUGCCCUUCGCCAGCAAAUUAAGGACGCACAGGCUAUUUUGCAAAUGGAUGAGUUGAAGAACCGCAAGCGUGUUUUGCGGAAGCUUGGAUUCACUACCCCCAACGACAUUGUCGAUCUUAAAGGACGUGUUGCUUGUGAGAUCUCUACUGGCGAUGAGCUUCUGCUCACUGAACUGAUUUUCAACGGCACUUUUUCGAAGUUAACACCAGAGCAGUGUGCGGCACUACUUUCUUGCUUUGUCUUUGACGAAAAAGUCAACGACGACGGGGGUGUCUUGCAUCCUGAGCUUAAGGAACCUUUUAGGGGGUUGCAGCAAAUGGCCCGACAAAUCGCCAAGGUUAGUGCAGAGUGUAAGAUGGCGAUCGUUGAAAACGAAUAUGUCGAGAGCUUCAAACCCCAGCUAAUGGAUGUUGUUUUCCAAUGGGCCAAGGGCUGCACCUUUGCCCAAAUUUGCAAGAUGACGACUGUCUUUGAGGGCUCACUUAUUCGUAUAUUCCGUCGUCUUGAGGAACUGUUACGUCAAAUGGCGGUGGCUGCCAAAACUAUUGGUAAUGACGAGCUUGCCGGCAAAAUGGACAAAGCACUGGAGCUCAUUAAGCGUGACCUGGUGUCUGCAGCGAGUCUGUACUUGUAA
Wickerhamiella sorbophila is the source of this 3105-nucleotide messenger RNA. Its product is annotated as ATP-dependent RNA helicase DOB1. The transcript has a single exon. Gene Ontology annotation, biological process: RNA catabolic process; maturation of 5.8S rRNA. NCBI's taxonomy places the organism in Eukaryota, Fungi, Ascomycota, Dipodascomycetes, Dipodascales, Trichomonascaceae. The record is from RefSeq and is a predicted model, not a curated record. Bases 1 to 3105 code for a protein of 1034 amino acids. Gene Ontology annotation, molecular function: ATP binding; RNA binding; RNA helicase activity. Gene Ontology annotation, cellular component: nucleus.